AUGGCUCCCGUAACCGAGAUCCCGCAAACGGUCGAAUGGCAGGGCAAGCAAGUGCCUGUCUGGUCCAUGCAGACUGUCAACUAUGCACUGCUCCUCUCGCAGGACCCCGCCGAGGUUGAGAAAGUAACAAAAGCCUGUGAAGAAGAAGGUUACUUCUACCUCGAUCUCCAGUCAAUCGAUGGCGGACGCAUGCUUGGCGAUCAGCAAGAGACGCUGAAGCUCAUGAAGCGCUUCUUCGAUGCACCAAUUGAGCAGAAGAACGAGUAUGGGCUCAUCUCGUCCCAUUUGGGCUACGAGCCAGUUGGCAGUCGUACUGGUGCUUUUGGCCCUGGUACCAAGGAUGGCUACGAGAUGCUCAAGGUCUCUCGCGACGAGAUCCAACGAGGCAGCCCCAAGGUUCCUCAGCCGAUCAAGAACAAUGGUGAACUGAGGAUCUUGGAGAACACUAUUGGGAGUUGCAACACGAUCACCAAGGUCAUCUUGGCGGCUUUGUCGAAUGGUCUAAACUUGACCGGGGCUUCGCGUUUCGAGAACUCGCAUCGCAACGAUCGUCCGUCAGCUACCACGCUCUCCAUGAUGCACUACCUUCCUUCAGACAUUUCUGGCAACAACAAAGUCGGCCACCAGAAGCACACCGACAUUAGCUCCCUCACCCUUCUCUUCAGCGAGCAGUGGGGUCUUCAAGUCCGUCCACCAGGCACUUGCGGUGCACGGGAGAUGGGUUUCGUCGCACCAAAGCCCGGCUGCGCGUUCGUUCAUGUUGGUGAUUCUCUGCGCUUCGCCAGCGGCAUGAAGUUCAACUCAUGCAUUCAUCGCGUCGUGCCCUUCAACCCGUCUGAGCACCGCUACUCGAUCGCUUAUUUCCUCCGCGCCGAGGACGACACCAUGUUUGUAGACAGCGAGGGCCGAUACAUUACCGCUGGGCAGUGGCACGACGAGAAGUUUAAGGCGUUCACUGAUCCGUGGCAAUGGCAGGCUAUGGCUCCCACCUCGAUGAUUCUGGGUGGCAUGAAGGAGGCUGGUGCGGAUGAUCCGCAGGGCGAGCCGGCGCAGUUUGCGCCCAACGCUAUUGCGCUUCAAGAGGAGCUCAAGGAGGUCUCAGUCCAGGCAUAG
Messenger RNA from Parastagonospora nodorum SN15, 1113 nucleotides. RefSeq lists its product as hypothetical. The record is from RefSeq and is a predicted model, not a curated record. Gene Ontology annotation, molecular function: dioxygenase activity. The coding region runs from base 1 to 1113 and encodes 370 amino acids. The transcript is spliced from 2 exons. Lineage: Eukaryota; Fungi; Ascomycota; Dothideomycetes; Pleosporales; Phaeosphaeriaceae.